GUGCCACCGGGUGGAAGCAGCCCUUUACUGACACAGGAAACAGCUCAGAAAGCCCAGCCAAGCUGAACUUUGUCACAUGCUGCAGAUGUCCCUCGCUGUUCUGUGGUAGAAUGGAGGCCGAGCAAUACUUGUUAAGGAUCGGCUGCUCCGGCCCGGUGUCACCAACCCUGGCCACACUGCAGCUCAUCCACCACAAGCACCUGCUGUCUGUGCCCUUCGAGAACUUGACCAUCCACUGCGGGGGGCAGAUCCUGUUGGAGCUGCCCUGGAUUUAUGACAAAAUCGUGACACAGCACCGGGGUGGGUUCUGCUUCGAGAACAAUGGGCUUUUCUCCUGGCUGCUGUCCCAGCUGGGGUUCGAGGUCACCCUCCUGUCCGCACAGGUCCGGAACAGCAUCACUGGCCGCUACGGCCCCCCCUUUGACCACCUGAUCAUCCAGGUGGUCCUAGAGGGGCGCAGGUGGCUCUGCAACGUAGGCUUCGGAGCCGGGUUCCAGCUUCCUCUGUCACUGGAGACCGGAGAGCCCCAGCAGCAGGGAGAUGGGCUGUAUCGCGUCCGACACCGGGGGGAGACUCUCUUCCUGGAGACCGCGAGGGAGAAGCCGGGGGAAGGAGAGGGGGGAGAAGGCCAAGGGGCCUGGACAGAGCUGUACAAGUUUACCCUGCAGCCACGCCGCCUGGAGGAGUUCAAAGCGAUGUGCUGGUACCAUCAGAGCUCCCCCAGCUCGAUCUUCUUCUGCAAGUCACUCUGCUCCCUCCUGCUGCCCGGCGGCAGGCUCAGCUACAUGGGCCGCAGGCUGAUCACCACGCACUCUCCACCGGGGGAGGGAGGAAACGGGACGAGGACCGUAGUGGAGCUGUCCGACGGAGAGAUCCCCGCUGUUCUGAGAGAGAGGUUCGGCAUCGAGCUGCCCGGUCCCCUCACUCCAAAAGACGAGAACAUAGUUCCACCUCCUCCCAUUUACUAACACCAGCCACACCCCUGCUGCAGGAACACGCUGCGUAUCGUUCUGAUCAGCUUGGAUAAAGCAUGGUUACGCGACGAAUCUGAAAUACUGCUUUCCUUCUGAAGCACAAUCAAUAAUGCUCCCUACACUAGCCAAGCCCAUCGGCGAGUGUAGGUGAGGAUCAAAUAUACUUUCAAGUGUAGUUUUAAAAAAUGAUUAAGAAAUUCUUAAAACUAAUCAAAAUAGUCCUGUUUUAUAACCUUCCCUCAAUUGCCAUUGUAAAUAUUUACACAUGAAAGCCACUGCCUUGGGUCAGCAAUAGACUUGUUUGUCGCCAGCCAGCAAUUUCAUUCUUGGGUCAGAAAUGGUUUAUCUUGUUGAAACGCAAUGUGGGGACAGGCUAAAAAAAGUGAUCGAACAGCUCUAUAAUAAACUCACGGUCCCGGCGAAAAUGACAACAGAA
Messenger RNA from Lepisosteus oculatus (spotted gar), 1410 nucleotides. Its product is annotated as arylamine N-acetyltransferase, pineal gland isozyme NAT-10-like. Gene Ontology annotation, molecular function: arylamine N-acetyltransferase activity. The record is from RefSeq and is a predicted model, not a curated record. NCBI's taxonomy places the organism in Eukaryota, Metazoa, Chordata, Actinopteri, Semionotiformes, Lepisosteidae.